AUGAAACUGCGUCCCAGGACUUCAUUGCUGGUGACCUGGAGAUCCAAGUUCCUGGAAGAGCCUUCUUGAUCACCGGAGGAAACAGCGGCAUUGGGAAAGAAACUGCCAUUGAAAUAGCCAAGAGAGAAUAUAUUUCUGCACAUUGUGGACUUGUCUAAUCCUAAGAACAUCUGGAAAUUUGCUGAGAAAUUCAAGAAGGAACAUAAACUAAAUGUUCUGAUCAAUAAUGCAGGAUGCAUGGUCAAUAGGAGAGAGCUCACAGAAGAUGGACUUGAGAGAAACUUUGCGACCAACACUCUAGGUGUGUAUAUUCUCACUACAGCCCUGAUCCCUGCACUUGAGAAUGAACAUGACCCCAGAGUGAUAACAGUCUCCUCAGGAGGAAUGUUGGUUCAGAAACUGAAUACCAGUGAUCUACAGUCAGAACACACAGUAUUUAGUGGAAAGAUAGUCUAUGCACAAAACAAGAGGCAGCAGGUGGUUCUGACCGAGCGAUGGGCUGGCACGCACAGGAACAUCCACUUCUCGUCCAUGCAUCCGGGCUGGGUGGACAACCCAGCUGUGCAACUGUCCAUGCCAAGCUUCCACGUUCGGAUGAGAGACCGACUGCGCUCUGCGGCACAGGGGGCAGACACUGUACUGUGGCUUGCCCUCUCCCCUGUGGCCACCAAGCACCCCAGUGGUCAGUUCUUCCAAGAUCGGAAACCAGUGUCUACACACUUGCCUCUGGCUAGAACAUCCUCCUCGCCGGCUGAGGAAGAGCAGCUCAUGGAAGCCCUGGAGCAGCUGGCACAGAGAUUUAAAUAGGGCCGGCCAGACAACAGGACCAAAUCGCCUUCAACAUGGAGACGGUGCUGCCAGUCAGCAGAUUCCACUUCCGCCCCCUCUGAACCCCACCCCUUAGCAAGGAGGCACCUACUGGAAAUGGAACUAGUUAUUUAAAAAUAAACACAACUAAAAUAAAUAUGAAAUAAUAAAAUACAUACAACGGA
Messenger RNA from Echinops telfairi (small Madagascar hedgehog), 992 nucleotides. RefSeq names its product dehydrogenase/reductase 12 (gene DHRS12). The record is from RefSeq and is a predicted model, not a curated record. The transcript has 8 exons. Lineage: Eukaryota; Metazoa; Chordata; Mammalia; Afrosoricida; Tenrecidae.